GUCAAUCAAACUUUUUUUUUUCAUCUCCUCAACCCUUUCGUCCCUCUCAAGCUCCCAACCUUGUCGACCAUCGAACUCGGAGGAUUGCCCCUGGAGACGAAAGUAACGACGACAUUAACGCCACAACAAACAACAACAGCGCCUUGGGAUUCCUUCGUAAGCUGCACGGCUUCUCUGUGCACUGCGCCCGAAGGACCUGACAGAGUCUUAGCGGACCCGGAAUCGGAAACAAAUCGUGCUUCUCAUCGCAUUAGCUAAGCCAUUCAUUCGUUCACUUGGGCGUUCGGAAAAAUCGGGUUGCUGGUUUUUCUCUCUGGGGGAUCCCGACCAUUCGAUCCUUUCAUCCCUUCGCACAUCACACUCUAGUGUCAACAAACUUUCGGAGGUCCUAAUCAAUCGAUCCAGAGUUUUCCCGCUGCAACAGCUUCCUCUCUGUUGCUUCUUGGUUCUUUUUUUAUUUUAUUUUUUUGUUUCUCUAUUCGAUUUUGUCUCCAAUUGAACCAACAAAACUCUGGGACGGCUGGUUUUAUUUUACGAUAUCACCACGAGGCUUCGAUAAGGUCGGAUAGUCGACGCCACCUACGGAGCCAACGACCAGGCCGCCCGCCUUCUCCCUGGUCUAUUCUCUCAGCCAACCAAAGUCAAAAGCCUGUGUCCGCUUGCUUGUACCUACAGGUAGGCCAUUGGGUUUACGACUCUAAUUAGCACUGGUCGCCAUUGAAUUGGUCGAGGUGCCUGUCCACUUCUUGCUAUUGUCGCUGCGAGGAUCGGAUAUCCUGGUUGUUUGGAUCUGUUUCUUCGACGCCUUCUAUGGCUUGCACCCUGAGAAGUCUACUUCUACUUGCCACCACGGUACCACUGUACCUGUUGCCCUGAUUGUGGACCAAAUUUAUGUUCGGAUCCGUCACAGAGCUGGUGUGCGGCGUCGUUGUUACUCUGCAAUCGAGACUUGGGACGGGCACAUAGGCUACCAAACCUUCUUGCCCAACGAUCCGACGUAUUGCAGAGUAUCCUGACUCCUUUAAAAAGGUUUAUUUUCAGUCCCUUCAACAUGUCCAGCAGUAACUCAACCGUCGAAACAUCGGCGGCGGCGCCGAGCACUUCGGCUCCUGCCUCUCCGACGCCAACAACACCCACUACAUCAACCCCUCCUCCCCCGACGACCACAUCAACUACUUCGACACCGCAGUCAACUCCUCCGACGACCACAGCACCGCCGCCGGCGUCGACUACCACUACUCAACCGCCGCCAGCUUCAUCGACGACACAACCUCCACCGACAACUCAGGUCGUGACCACAAUUGUAGACCCAUCUAACCCAGGCAGCACCAUCACGCAAACGAUAGUGCAGACCAACCCGGCAGCCAGCACGCCUGCAUCUACCUCUGCACCAGCAACUAGCCAACCCCCUGCGAACAAUGGAGCGAGCGGCAGCGGCGGAUCAGGAAUGUCUGGCGAGGCUAAGAUUGCCGUUGCAGUGGUAGUACCAAUCGCGGCGGUCGCACUACUCGUACUUGCUGCUCUGUGGUUCUGGCGCAAGCGCAAGGCUCGCAAGGAAGCCGAAGAACAACGCCGCAAGGAGGUGGAAGAGUAUGGCUUCAAUCCCAACGCUGACGGGCCAACUGUUCCAAAUGUUGGUGGGGGUUCUUAUGCUAUGGCGGAGGACACAUCUUCAGGUUACCGGGGCUGGGGCUCAACAACCAUGGCAGGCUCAACCGGACGCAAGGCUUCGACGACUAUAUCCAGUGGCGCGGCGGCGGGUGCCUUCUCGGAUAUUAACUCCCCUGUUCGGGGCAACAACAUGUCGGAUUCGCGUAGUAGCGAGCCGCUCAUGUAUGAUCACGCCCAUGGCGACGGUUCGAUAUCCCCCGAGGGAGAGAUUCUGGGAGCCAUGGGUCCCUCAGCUGCAGCAAACCGUGGCGCCGACGUGCGUAGGGGCCCGUCGAAUGCGUCUUCGUCUUAUAGCGCAGCGGCUCGCUCCGAUGGAUCCGGCGACAUGAACGGUAUUGGCAUGGCCUAUGGCGGCGAUCAGCCCUCAUACGGUGCCGGCAACGCCUACGGCAUCAACAGUCCCUACGCGGACAACUAUGGCAGCAGCCCCCCUGGCCCUACAUCCGGAAUGGUCAACGGCGGACGCGGCGCCGACUUCAAUGGUGGCACCAGCUCGCCCAUAAUUAAGGACAACCCGGCUCGUCGCAACACUCGCAUAGAAAACUCAAGUCACUACCCACAACAGGCUGCCGGUAUUUCUCAGAACUUCUAAACUCCCUUUAAAGAUUGCCAACUCAACACCUCGCAAGUCUCGCCUGCUGGAUAGACAGGCGUAAUCCACCGUAUAUAAACGUCACCAAAAGCACCAUAAUGCGUUAAAUCGCUCUGGGAAUACUGCCCACGAUACCCGAUCUUUCCGAUUUCCUUAUGUCGCUACCUUAUUAUACUUUUAUUAUGGAGACGAUGGGCUCCAUCCAGUAUGGGAUUCGAUUCUUCCCCCAGCCUGCGGCCGACACGGCCGUCUCUUAGAGUCUGUACGUUUCGGGCGUCUUGAGAACAUGUUUGAAGCGCUUGUCGGACCUUUCUCUUUUGUCUCAAACCCUUUUCUGUCAUGUCUGCAUAUUUUGCACACCUUGCAGAUGGCGUUCUCCUUGCUUGUUCACUUGAUAUUUUUCUUAUUCUCCACGAUACAUAUUUGAACUGGCUCUUGUUCACUUUUGGCUGUUUUUUUUUUUUUCCACAUGUGUAACCUAGCUCUACAUAAUGAAACAACAUUUGGUAGCGAAGAACUGCAUGAGAAUUUGCGUGCCC
This is a messenger RNA of Pyricularia grisea, 2802 nucleotides long. RefSeq lists its product as uncharacterized. Bases 1052 to 2263 code for a protein of 403 amino acids. The record is from RefSeq and is a predicted model, not a curated record. Lineage: Eukaryota; Fungi; Ascomycota; Sordariomycetes; Magnaporthales; Pyriculariaceae. The transcript is spliced from 4 exons.